UUCCCUUAACCUUAUUUUUAGGUUAUAAACAGAUUCAGGUUCUAGCUAUGUCAGCAAAAGUUUGUGAUUUUAAAAGCAAAUCAGUUUAUUCAUUUUUUAUAAGAAAAUAAUGAAAAAACAGAAUACUGGUUUAUAUUUUGCAACUUUUGUUUUUUUAGAUACAAAAACAGUGUCGUGAGCAGAAUAUUUAGUUGUAUGUUUUAAGACGGAGAGGCAAUUAUGGAGCAACGUAAGGGCCUUCAAGGCCGUGGCGGUAAAAGCAAGACUCCGCAGUACCCGGCUGACAUUUUUGCAUUGGGUUCAAAAUCAUCCAGUGAAUCAAAACGAACAACAAGCGUUCAUGGAAAGGCAUCAUCAUCAAGCCAUUCUCUUCCAGUUUCAGAUCGUAAACGCGAUGGCGCACCUUCGUCUACGGCUAUUCCGCCGAAGAAGCCGAAACUCGGUAGCGGAGGCGGCAGCGGCAGCAGCGCUAGCCUAGCGUCGUCGGCGACUGCGGCCGGGUCGCACUCGGGUGGCGCGACUGGUCGCCCGUCCGGUGGCGCGACUGGUCGCUCGUCCAGUGGCGGCGUCAGUAGCGCCGACGCACAGUGGGAGGUGCUGGCCUCCGACAUCGACGCUCCCGAUCUCGUGCCCCACGUCCUCGAGGCCAGUGAUCUCGAUCAGGCUGACAAAGUGAUCGGUCUGCUGUGCGGUGCAGUGCGUGCGCUACGCUCGCCAAAGCAGCAGAAGCAGCCGGACCCGGUCCUGUGUCAGGGCCUGGCCUACCUGGCCAAGUGUCGGCCGAGCCUGUUUGCGUCGGAGCCGGUGGUGAGCGCCUUGUGUGCCCUGCUGCGACGGGAGCCCGCCCCCUCUGCCGCCUCUGCAGCCAAGGCCAAGCACACCGGCCUCUGUGUGCUGGCUGUAUGUCUGCUCUACAAGGCCUACCAGGACGUCAAGCGCUGGCCUGAGUCCUUUGUUAAGGUUGGUGCAACUUUGCCGGUCGUUAGGUCGGGCAGGAACUCAUCGAUAUUGUGCUCGGAGUGCGGUUCGAUUUACCAUGGAAAAUGUAUUCAAAGUGGGUCAGACAGACCUUUGAGUGAGGCUGAACUCGAGAUCUUGGCAAAGGGUGCUUGGAAGUGUGGGGGCUGUAUGGUGGGAAUUCGACUUCAACGUGGUGCUGGCCCAAAUUCGACCCCUAUCAAGACCCCUGGCGCGGGGUUCGUUACUCAUUCCUCGGGCUCUGUGGAUCCAAAUAGUUUGUCCCUCAAUGACUUCAAAACUGAUGUAAUGAACUGUCUUAAAGAACUGCAGGAAUCUCUCAAUUUGUGUAAUCAAAAACUCGACAACAAUGCUAGUAUUUUACACACGCAAGGAAACCUGAUAGCAGCGCAACAAGAAUUAAUUAGAGCCCUGCAAAGUGAAAAUGAAACUUUAAAACGAAAAUUUGGUGUUCUGUCCAUGCGUACGGACGAUCUGGAACAAUAUGGGAGAAGAAAUACUUUGGAACUACAUGGCAUUCCAGUUACGGCUGAAGAGGACGUUUCAAAAGUAGUGCUCGAAACAUGCAAAGCUGUUGGUGUUGAGAUAAGCGACGAGGCGAUAGAUACCUGCCAUCGUCUUAAAAAACGCCCGGACUCACGAAACCCGCCACCAAUUAUAGUCAAGUUUGUACGACGCACAAUCACCCACCAUAUAAUGCAACAAAAACGCAGCGUGAAAAAGUUAUCAACAAGCCACAUAGGAAUGCAAGGUGCUGAAUUGGCUGAUGCAAUUCCUGAAAGGGGCCCUGAAGUGGUAAAUGAUGAUGAUUACAUUGUCAAUUCCACUUUCAGGCUGCAACCACUUGACGAACAGGACAUCCGGGAGAUCUUGAAGGGGAUGCGUGGUGGCUCUGCUCCGGGGCUUGAUAACAUUGAUUCAAAAUUCAUAAAAGAACACAUUGACGUGGUGAUUGAGCCUCUUCUUCACAUUAUUAAUCCAACAAUAUUAUAUUUCACUUUUUUCAGAUAUUCUUCAAAUAUGGAAACAGUCGAGGCAACAAUAGUUGAAAUAGUCAAAGAGCACCUGAACAGACGUCAAAGUGUGGAGAACAUUUCAAGAAAUUUUCUCAAGUUCCUGGCAUCGACUUGUGGUCUUGUUGAAAUACGCGUGCUGGUAGCACCUCGACUGGAGGUGUGGCUGCAGAACCCAAAGCUGAUGCGUGGCGCCCAGGAGCUGCUAAUGUCUCUGUGCGUCAACAGCACGGCGCACACGCAGCGUGACGUCGAAGUCAUCAGCGCACUCGUCAAGAUACGUCUCAAGACAAAGGCGCUCAUCAACUACUAUCUGGCCUGCAUCAAGGAACUGAUCUCAGCUCACACGGACAAUCUGGCAACAGUGUUGAAGCACACCAUCUACAAUGAGCUGUCCUCGUCGCACAACCCCAACAACAUGCCCAUGCUCGGAGUCAUGCUGCAGUACAGUCCUGACCAAUCUGCUUCUCUACUUGCCGAUAUAUUUCAGAUCGAGAAGAUGCAGCUGACUGUGGCUGGCAUUCAAAGUGAUGCGAUUUGGUGGCUGCAAGAAACUGCUUUACGAGUCUAUCGACCCAGUUCGUCGGAUUUUGUCCAUGCUCUUCAUAAGGUUUUGUUGAUGGAGCCGGCCGAGCAGUACUACAAGACAGACAGCUGGCCACAGGAGCAGGACCGCGCGUUGUUCCUGCGGCUGGCAUCCGAGGUGCCCGUGGAGCAGGCGACGCUGCUGCGGGUUCUGCUCAUUGGCCUCAGCAAGGAGCAUCCGCUCAUGCCACCCGACGCACUCGAGCUCGCCGACCAGCUCGUCAAGCGUGCGGCCGCCGUCACUGCCAACGCCAACCUGCCCAUGCUCAGAGCGGACAAAGUGGAGUUGAUGGAGCUGGUGUUCCAGCUGUGCGCCUACCACCACCCGGAGAACAUAGACCUGCCAGCCGGGUAUGCCCCACCCGACCUGGCCAUCACCAACCUCUACUGGAAGGGAUGCGUCCUCCUGCUCAUACUCGCCGCACACAAUCCACAAACUAUAGGUGCGGUGGCGUGGCACAAGUACCCGACUCUUCGCGCGCUGAUGGAGAUGUGCAUCACCAACCACUUUGUGUUUCCGGCCGGCGCAGCCGCAGAUGACCUGCAGCUGGCUGCACUCGAGAAGCAGACCAUUCUGCAGUUCGAGACGCAUCUCGCUGCUGCAUCCACCAAGAUGGCAAUCACGCAGCAGACGAGCCUGCUGCUGUCUCAGCUGAUGAGCAUGGAGGUGGGGGGUCCGGCGCGACAGCCGCCCGCCGCAGUGCUGGAGCAGCUGCAGUCGCUCAACCUGUCGCUGCGACUCGGCCACCUGCUCUGUCGCUCGCGACACCCCGACUUCCUGCUCGACAUCAUACAGCGACAGGGAGCCUCCCAGUCCAUGCCCUGGCUCGCCGACCUCGUGCACAGCUCUGAUGGAUCCCUCAAUCACCUACCAGUGCAAUGCUUGUGCGAGUUCCUGUUGAGCUCGAAUGCGGUGGCCAAACAGCAGGAGAAGUACCAGCAGCUGCUCACUCACCUGCAGUCCAUACUCAGUGACCCCAACCAAGACCCGCUCAUUGUCUGCGAAAUCCUCGACUACUUCCUCCGAAGGCUGUCAUCGCCUCAUAGUCGGGCUCAAGCUAUCAUGGGGAUGAAAUUAGUUUUGAAAACGGUGAGCGACGAAGAGGCAAUGGAAACAGACAAGCCAAUGGAAGAAGUGAAGGAUGACGCCUCCUGGCUUCUCAAGCAGCUGCCCAUGUUGCCACAUUUCAGUAUUGCCAAGUCUCAGGUGGUGCUAGCACUUCGCAGCGCCUGUCAGGUGGAGAACGAGCCGGCGCUGGUGACCGCCUACCUGUGCUUCCUGGCGCAACACGCGACCGACCAAGGCAGCGCCGACAUGGCGGACAUGAGUGAGCUGGUGGUCGACAUGGCGCAACUCAUAGUGGAGCGGAGCACCAUCAUGGCCGCCAUCUUACCCACCCCCGCCACCGCACCCGCCUCCAACCCCUCGCUCGUCGCGCUCAUCGCCAUCUUCUCCAGCUACCUCGUCAAGGCGCGAGAGCCGCGCCGCGAGGCGUUCACCUGGUCUGAGAGCCAGGACCAGAUAGUGGUCUCGUGGCCGGCAGGUGAGGACUGCACCCUGCACAUCCUGGUGGUGCACGCCAUGGUCAUCCUGCUCACCUAUGGCCCACAGGCGGUCGUCGAGCGCCUGCCCGCCUACAACUACCUGCUUGACGCCUGGUUUCCACAGGACAAGGAGAGUGCUCCAAAGGCUUUCCUGGUGGAUACAUCUGAAGAGGCUCUGCUGAUUCCUGAUUGGCUGAAGCUGCGCAUGAUCAGAUCGCAGGUGCCGAGGCUGGUGGAGGCGGCCUUGACUGAUCUGGAGCCUCCGCAGCUCAUUCUUUUCAUUCAGUCGUUUGGCAUCCCUGUCGCAUCUAUGAGCAAACUGCUGGAAACGCUGGACCGCGCCGUGAUGGGGGCGGAGCGAGAGGCGGUGGGGGAGGCGGUGAUGGACAAGUCGUACAUGGUGCAGCUGGUGGAGGUGCAGCACAAGAGGGGGGCCACAGGGGGGGAGGUGUUCGCCAGGGUGCUCGGACUGCACGAGCCAAUCAGGGCAGCGCCCGAAACGCCCAUCAUUGCCGAGCCACAAUUCCCUCAUCUGAAGCCACCUGUUUGUAUCAAAUUGAAAGCCUUAACAUUGCAAGAAGCAAUCGCCGUCUUUGAGCAAAUCUAUUCAACGCAAGAGGAAACUGAAGCCAAACGGCUCAUCAAUAGAGAAGAUUUCAAACUGUUACAAAGAACGCUGUCGGUGGAAGUAAGCAAGAAGAGCACCAGAUCAGGUGGUGGUGGUGGUGGUGGCCUCUGCCAGAACCUGCUAGUUCACCUACUGAAGCGCCUCUCAUCCGACCGCACACUAUUGACUGUUGUCGCCGCACGCACGCACUACUCCUGCCCGCUGUUCCGUCUGCUCACCUCGGUCACCUGCCAACAGCUGACUGCCGUCAUGCUCGUCAUCUGCAAGGUGGUCGUCGACUCCCCCCACUGCUCCACCAUACUGGCCGCAAUCUUGAAGGCGUUCACCAAGCGCCACCAGUCCAGGGAGACCGCUGUCGUACCUGCCACCAGCGCAUACCAAGCGCCGCUAAAAGCUUUGGAACACUUUCCACGUGGAAAAUUGGAGCGAGUGGGUCGCAAAGUGCUCGAGUCGAAUGUAGGGAAGGCAGUGAUGGUGGAAGCAGUGGGGGACCUGAUGCGAUUGGUCCCUCAGCGUCUGCCCUACUCCACCACCGGUCUGCUCAUUGAUUGGCUCAUUCAAAUCGAGCCCGAAAUCAUCAGCUCAUCCACUGAUUUCCAGAUGAGAGCCCUGUUUUCAAGAUUGGACAACAAAGAGUUCAUUUCGUUCAAUACAUGCCGACCUUAUCUGUUGACCCUGCUCAUUCAUCAAGCCAGCUGGUCGACGCUUCAUCAUUGUAUGAAUGGUCUUCUUCAAAAUACUAUGAUUUCAAGGUAUGAUCCAACCGCUGUUCUAGAUUUCUUGACUGCUUUGACUCGAAAUCCGAAAUUGUGGCAGGGAAGGGACAAGUAUCUGCCCAAGCACUACCAACCAGAAGAUAUACUGAAUCUCUCUUCUGAUCAGAUAAUUUACGUUGCGGAUUACAUUGUGGAGGAAGCAAUUUUGAUGGUUGAUAAGAAGGAAAGUCUCGAUAAGAUGAAUCAUCGAAUUCAACUGCUCUCUCAGUGCAUAGUAGAAGAUGAAGUUCAUAUGACAAGUUGCUUGGUCCGUCAUCUUAAUCGUGUUAUCCACGAUAAACUCGAACUGGCGGCCAGAAAAAUGGCCAGCACGCAUCCUCUACUAGUUCUCAGGCAAUUGAAAAUGAUUGGAGCCGCUCUGUGUGGCAGAGUGCAUCUUGAAUCAAGCGUGCUUCGAUCGCGGGGGCACUUGUCUCUGUUUCAACAUGUCUAUGGGCUGCUCGAACUGUUGAAGCCCAAAGUGUUUUCCGAAGACUACACGGAAUCGCUGCAAAGUAUAUUGAAAUUGUACUUUCAACUUUUUAAGACGCACGGACACAUGAAAGAAGUCAUCAACUUGAUGAAUAAAGUCGUCAAUUUCCUACAAGAUUACAUCAGUCAUGAUGCCUCUCGCGCACUUUCCUACCUUCAGAGCCAGUCAAACAUUAUAAGUGAGUUGCAGUCGCAACACUCGAACUUCAGUGGCUUGUGCAUCAUGAUGUCUGGGGUUACGGGGGGAGGGGAGGUUGUGGUGGCUGUGCCCCCCUCCAAUCAGCAGGCGGCUACGCCCCACUACGACUUGACCAAUCUGCUGCGAGGCGAAGACGUGUUGUCGUGCCUGCAAGACCUUGACAAGCAGUCGGUAUCGCGGCCUGCGCUGCUAGAGCCGGCCCUCGGCUCCCUGUGUCGCUACCUCAGUUCGCGCAGCUCGGCCACGCGCAGUCUGGCGCACGGUCUGCUCGCGCGCUACCUGCGCCACGCGCCACGUGCCGCGCGCGCCGCUCUGCCCGCGUUCAUCUCGUGCCUCGACUCGCCGCACCCGGAGGUCAUCGCCUCUGCGCUCGACCGUCUGCCCGAGAUCACUGUCUGCUCGCAGGAACUGGCUUUACCGCUACUGAAGAAAGUGUUUGGUGUAGGAAUGAGCUCAAGCAUAAAUACGACGCAAUGCAUAACAAAGACUCUAGCACUGCUGAAUCUCCAGUCUGGAUGCUAGUGACCUGUGAACUCUAUGCAUUCCACAUUAAGACUGACGAAAACAAGCCUACAAAUACGUGUGAUCUCAAUUUGUGGAUUGUUCAUUCAAGUUUAUGACAAACAACGUGCUGAUGUAUUUGAAAAUGUGAAAAUUCAGUGGAGUGUGAUCAAUCUCAAAUUGAAUUACGACUAAAAUGUGAGCUUUUGAAAGAGUAUAUAAAUACUGAGCGCCCCAAAGUACCUGGUAACGGUACAUUCGUGGUUGAGUGGAAAAUGCAUCCUUUGGACAUCAAAUUAAGUGAGAUGAACAAGCAGUUCAGUAUGGUCACUGAUAAUAUACUGGUGUGGAACGAUACUCUGCUGUCAUGGGAUGUUGAAGUUUAUGGAGGAAUAAGAAACUUAAUUAUGGAUUGUGAUGAUAUCUGGUAUCCUAAACUACUAUCUCUAAGUGUACUGACGAAGCACCCAGCCAGGAACAGCAGGAACAAAGUGUGUCGUUUGCUGAGCAACGGGACGGUGACCGCCGAGUACACGUCCACCUUCGACACCUUCUGUCAGACGGACUUCAUGCGUUGGCCUUUCGACCACCACGAGUGUCGACUGUCAGUUGGCACCAAUCAAUUUCUUGGCAGUGCCAUUCAACUAACUCCCGCAGUUGUGGGUGAUAAGGAGACCGGAGAAAUAUCAGCGAUGAAGAACAAAGUUUGGUCGAUUGAGCAGACAGAAUUGUCGCUGAUGUCGCAUCCAACUUAUCUCGAAAACGACUUUUACAUGCAGACUGAUAUUGUUUUCACACUGACAAGACUAUACACUGUUGAAGCUGCUACCUUCAUUUAUCCUGCCUAUAUGAUGUCAUGCAUAUUACUGGCAAUACUGUGGUUGGAUACAUUGAGCUCAGAGCGCUUGUUUAUAAUUGGUUUCAUUGUUUGCAUCCACGUUUUGUUCAUGGAAUACUUCAGCUACAUGAUUCCAGCUGUUGGAGAUAGAACACCUCACAUUGCAUUGUUUUACGGGAACUCAUUGAUUAUCUGCGGUACGAUACUCAUGUGGUCAGUAAUCGCUCGAAUAGUUUUCAUCAAUUUUGAAGAAAUAACACUGCUCACCAAUUUUGUGGAUUGGUUUUCUUAUAAGCCAUAUUUUAAAAACAUCGUGUACAUCCAUAGUUUCGAGGUGGCAGAAGAAGAGCCUGAAGUUGAGAAUGAGGGCAACGAACCACUCCAGUCUCCAGGUCAGGCAUCUGUCAACAAACGCAUCAAACUACAAAUUUUCCUAGAAAUAGUUGAUAGAUGUAUGUUUAUUUUCCUAGCUAUACUGUACUUUUAUUUCGUGACAAUUCACUAUACUAUUUAAAUUGUAUAAUCCAUAUAACUCACAAUAUUUUUCACUGCUAAUUUUAGCUCAUGAAUCAUAUGAAUAGUCAUAAAUAUAUUAAUAUAGUAUUGUUUAAAGUAAGCAUGUCAUUCUAUUUACUGUAUUUAAUUAUUUGUAGGCACCUGCUGUAAAAUCUAUUUAGAUUCAGCGGGACCAAUUUUGUAAUACUUUUUAUUGAAUAAAAUGAUUGAUUUAUUGA
Molecule: messenger RNA, 8268 nt
Organism: Nilaparvata lugens (brown planthopper)
Lineage: Eukaryota; Metazoa; Arthropoda; Insecta; Hemiptera; Delphacidae
Gene: IntS1
Product: integrator complex subunit 1
Exons: 40
Coding region: 220-6717 (2165 amino acids)
Biological process (GO): U2 snRNA 3'-end processing
Cellular component (GO): integrator complex
Source: RefSeq, a predicted model, not a curated record